Perognathus longimembris pacificus (Pacific pocket mouse) is the source of this 1606-nucleotide messenger RNA. RefSeq names its product zinc finger protein 22 (gene Znf22). The coding region runs from base 229 to 1038 and encodes 269 amino acids. The record is from RefSeq and is a predicted model, not a curated record. Gene Ontology annotation, molecular function: RNA polymerase II cis-regulatory region sequence-specific DNA binding; DNA-binding transcription factor activity, RNA polymerase II-specific. The transcript is spliced from 2 exons. Lineage: Eukaryota; Metazoa; Chordata; Mammalia; Rodentia; Heteromyidae. Gene Ontology annotation, biological process: regulation of transcription by RNA polymerase II.
CUGGCGCGGCUCCAGUGAACACGGACCAUAGAGGGUCGCUCCGCCACGUUCCUAGAGAGGCCGUGCCGCGCCGGUUGGCGGCCAGAACUUCCGGCGGCACGGGCAGCGCGAGGCGGCCUGGACGGCGGACGGUGGGCGCGAGCUUCUGAGCCGUGUUGCCUUGGGAAAUGAGGCCUUAGUCGAGAAGAGUACACUAGCAUCCGUAGACAGUUUGGCCUUACCUUCACCAUGCGGUUAGGGAAGCCUAAGGCGGGCAUUUCCCGAAGCUCGGGCCAGGGCAAAGCCCCUGAGAAGAAGCGCAAGGCCAGCCGGCAGCAGCGGCAGCGGCAGCGGUGGGGCGUGAGUGUCCGAUUCGACACGGGCUUGACCAGACUGAGCAGAGGCCUGGAUGAGAAGCCCUACAAGUGUCCCAGGUGUGAGAAGAGUUUUGGGCAGAGCUCCACCCUUUUCCAGCACCAGAAGAUCCAUACCGGAAAGAAGUCCUACCGGUGCGCCGACUGCGGGAAGAGCUUCUUCCAGAGCUCCAACCUCAUCCAGCACCGGCGGGUGCACACCGGGGAGAAGCCAUACGCCUGCGACGAGUGUGGGGAGAGCUUCAAGCAGAGCUCCAACCUCAUCCAGCACCAGCGCACGCACACUGGGGAGAAGCCCUACCAGUGCGACGAGUGUGGCCGUUGCUUCAGCCAGAGCUCACACCUCAUUCAGCACCAGCGCACGCACACCGGGGAGAAGCCCUACCAGUGUGCCGCCUGCCUCCGCCGCUUUAGCCAGAGCUCGCACCUACGCCAACACGGCCGGGUCCACGCCGCCGUGCCGCCGCUCACCGCCCGCAGGGCCCAUCGGGCCGCCUCCUGGAAGGCUGGCAGUGGUGCUGGGAGGAAGGCUGGUGGCGGCGGCGGCAGCGGUGGGAGGAAGGCCGGCGGUGGGAGGAAGGCCGGCGGUGGGAGGAAGGCUGGCGGUGGGAGGAAGGCCAGCGCUGGGAGGAAGGCUGUGGUGAAGGGCUCGGCUUCUGCCCUCUUUAAAAAAAAGAAAAAGUGAGAGGUAAAGAGGGGAGGUAGAGCGCUUGGACCCCGGGACAGGAGCCCCCACCCGACCCCUGACCCCCACGUGAGGUGACGCUGUGUGGCGCGGCGCGGGGCGGGAGGGGGGCCGCGGCUGCACAGCCGCCAGCCUCCCCCUCACAAAGAUUGCCCGCCCUCCUGCGCACUAGAACUCCAGCAUGCCAGGCUUACUCUGUCUAGAACUUUCUGUGGAAGGAGUAAUUGGGUAAAAGAAGCUCAACUUCAGGAGGAGGCAAUUUUGUUGGUAUUGUUUUGUAUAUUAAUCCUUAGCUUGUAAGUGACUCCACAUUGGACCUCUUAAAAUGCGCGAGGCACGCCCUCUCACCUUGUUUCUUCCCCGAAAGGAAUGAGGAUGUCCCUGACUCUCAUCACACUUUCCAGAUACAAUCCUGAAGAAGCCCGUGGGGGCUCCCUUGCGGCCUUCAGCCAUUUGAGGUGGAUGCCAUGGCCUCUUGGCACCUUCUGGUUGUCUUAACAAACGGAGCCAGCCUUUUACACGAGAAUAAACCAUAUUCUCCUAACAGAACCUCAGGUUCUGGCAAAAA